AUGAAGCCUAGAGCAAUGAUAGGCUACCUUGUCGGCUUCAAAGCAUCCAAUAUAUGGAGAAUAUGGGUGCCUAAGGCCCAUAAGGUUCUUAAUGCAAGAGACUGUGUGUUUGAUGAGAAUAGUUUCUAUCAACCAAAUUCGGCAUACGAUGUGAUAGACGACCAAUCCAAAGAAGCUAUCCAGCCUUUAUCAACACACGAAUUCAACCUAGUCAUUUCCGAGACUAGCAUUAAAGAGCCUCUCGAUGAUCCUUUGACGAUACGGCCUUUACCGGACGAACCAGAACUAUCGUCCGAUAACGACAUUGAAGAACUAUUGUCCAAUGACGAUAUUGAAAAACCUAAAAAUAGGGAGCAUGACUACGAAGACCAAAUCCUCGGCGACCUACCGCCUUCCCCAGACGAAUCAGAAGAAAGAGAAGAAGAAGAAGUGAGGCAAAACCAAUGCGAAAGUGAGGAUAACCUUACUCUAAACGGGACCGAAAACGCACCUUAUUCGGGCAAUUUUAGAGUAAAUGACCCUUCACUUUAUCCUCACCCAGAAGUCGGAAACGCCUCACUUCCCUCUGAACCUUCUUUAUUGUCCCAAAUCACUAUUCCGGCCGAAGACCUUACCCCGGAUGCACGUGUUCCCGACCAAUCACCUGAUUUUAUGGUCUUAAUUGAUAACUCUUCCUAUGACGAGGAAAUGUUGAAUUAA
Messenger RNA from Penicillium maclennaniae, 699 nucleotides. RefSeq lists its product as uncharacterized. The coding region runs from base 1 to 699 and encodes 232 amino acids. NCBI's taxonomy places the organism in Eukaryota, Fungi, Ascomycota, Eurotiomycetes, Eurotiales, Aspergillaceae. The record is from RefSeq and is a predicted model, not a curated record. The transcript has a single exon.